AUGCGCGUGCUGAUCAGUGGAGCAGGCAUCGCAGGGCCCACCCUGGCCUGGUUCCGCGCCCAGAGCGGGGGCCACACGACCAUCGUCGAAAAGGCACCGGCGAUCCUUCCCCACGGCCAGAAUGUCGACAUCAACGGGAGCGCCAUCACCGUCAUCGGCAAGAUGGGCCUCCUCGACGAGGUCCGGCGACUGAACACGACGGAAAAGGGGACGCAGUUCAUCGAUCCCAAGGGACGGCCCAUUGCGCCCUUUCCUGUCCAUCAGGACUCCACCCUGUCGCCCACGUCCGAGUACGAGAUUCUUCGAGGCGAUCUUGCAAAGAUUCUCUACGAAGCGACAAAGGACCUUGACAAUGUCGAGUACCGCUUCGGCACGACGGUGACCAAGAUCGUCUCCGAUGAUGGCGACGAGGCGCCGGUCAAGGUGACGCUGAGCACGGGCGAGGAGCAGGAGUACGACGUCGUGGUCGCAGCCGACGGACAGUGGUCCAACGUGCGAAAGCAGUGUUUUCCCAAGUCGGCGAUCGGCGUCUUCGAUACAGGCAUGUAUGGCGCGUACUGGACCAUCCCGCGGCUGCCGCAGGACAACGACUGGUGGAACGUGUACUUUGCCCUUGGUCGCCGGACCAUCUCGCUCCGGCCCGACCCGCAUGGGACAACACGGGCCUUUGUCUCACACUUGCCCGACAGUGGCGCAGAGAAGCAGGAGUGGCAGGCGGCCUCGAGGGGAAGUCGAAAGCAGCAGGAGGAGCUGAUAAAGAGGAAGUUUGCCGAUGCAGGAUGGCAGGCGCCCCGGCUGUUGGACGCCAUGGGCAAGGCGGAAGACUACUACUUCCAGGCAGUGCAGCAGAUCCGCAUGACGAAAUGGUCCGCGGGCCGCGUCGUCUGUCUCGGCGACGCUGCCCAUGCGCCCACGCCGCUCACGGGCAUGGGCACGUCGCUCGCACUGCAGGGCGCCUACGUGCUGGCGGGCGAGCUGAACAAGCUGGAGGACGACGGCCAGCACCCGCGCACGGCCCUCGAGGCGUACGAGGCAAAGUUCCGUCCAUUUGUCGACAAGAUCCAGAAGCUGCCCUCCUUUGUGCCGGGCAUCGCGCACCCCAGGACGAAGCUCCGGCGCUGGCUGAUCCAGACGCUGAUUCGCGCCGUCUCGGCAGUCCGACUGGCGUCGGGCAGCGAGCAGCGCGACGAGGGCUUUCCCCUGCCCCAGUACCAGUCCCUGGACGACAUUGCGGCGAAGAACUGGUCGAGCAGAGGAAGCAGGCAUCCGACCCGUGCUUGA
Messenger RNA from Acaromyces ingoldii, 1281 nucleotides. RefSeq names its product FAD/NAD(P)-binding domain-containing protein. NCBI's taxonomy places the organism in Eukaryota, Fungi, Basidiomycota, Exobasidiomycetes, Exobasidiales, Cryptobasidiaceae. Gene Ontology annotation, molecular function: FAD binding. The record is from RefSeq and is a predicted model, not a curated record. The coding region runs from base 1 to 1281 and encodes 426 amino acids. The transcript has 2 exons.